This is a messenger RNA of Hydra vulgaris (swiftwater hydra), 1467 nucleotides long. The record is from RefSeq and is a predicted model, not a curated record. NCBI's taxonomy places the organism in Eukaryota, Metazoa, Cnidaria, Hydrozoa, Anthoathecata, Hydridae.
CAAAAUUGAAGUUAUUUAUUCGGAUAUAAUACCACUACUUUAAUACAGCUCUAGUAAAACACUUUGUUUUUUUCAGGCGAGGAAGAAGUUGAUGUUGAUAUUAAUACAGAAAGUAAGAAUAUAUAUUUUUUAUGUUAAUUCACCUCCCUAAAGGCUGAGAUGACCACUACAAUCGAAGAGGCUACUUGCAGUUUCAACCCUCUCUCAACUUCAUAACUCUGAAACACAAACCUUGACGAACAAGGCUGCUGCGUGAAGAAACAAGUUCAUUAAUUAGUAAUUUUAUGAAGAGUAGAGCAGGAGCUAAUAAUAGCCUACAUAAUAAUAUAAAACUAUCUACAUUUCCACAGCCACCUGCUAAAUUAGGCAAAAUGUUACCAUCAAAUAUUUCACUAUAUAAAAAGGUUGUGGAUGUGGUACCACAAGGAUAUAAAAGUGAUCAUGCAACUAAACUAUCACCAAUUCCACAGUCACCUGGUCUUUCAAGCUGUUAUUCUAAGAUACCUUCAUUCAAAUCAAGCAUGGUGACUAUACCAAAAGAAAAUAAAAUGGAUCAAUCAACUAACCAAUCAGCACUUUCUCCUUUUCUGUUACCCCGAAAAUUUGAUUCUAAAAUACCAAUAUUCAGACAGAGAGCUGCCACAUCAAAAGACAAUGUAAUAGAUCGAUCAAUGAAACUAUCAGCAUUAAAUAGAAAGUUUCAAGCAAACAUGAUACUGAGUGAGCCAACUGCUCCUCAAGAAAAUGAAAUCGAUAAUGGGAAGUUUCAGAGAAAAGUUCUUUAUCAGUUAUCAAAUAUGGCUAACGAAAUUAAAGAUUUACGAAUAGCAGUGGAAAUGAUGGCUGUACCAAGUUUAGAGACUGUUGCUGAGGUCCAUCUAGAAGUUAUAGCUGGAGCUAUUGGGACCUUGAAUGGAUACAGAAAAUUAGAGGAGCAAUGUGGAGUUCUUGCUAAUCGAACAAUUUUACUUCGCCUUCUUCAACGAAUUGGAGGGUCAUCCAUUAAAGAUACUUCAAAGAAUCUAUUGAAAAGACUUUUUACAAAUUUUGUUAUGUCUCAUUUGAGUAUGGAUGGUAAAGGUUCUCUUAAAAAGCUUCCGUUUAGAGACUCUGCUCUGUGUCAACUUGUUGUUGGUAAAAUAUUAUUUUUAUAUUUUUUGUAAUUGAAAUUAAAUUCAAUUGUAUUGAAACGAUAUUCUACGUCUUCUUUGUCCGAAAUACAUUCGUGCAUUGGUUCUCAUCUUAGAAUGGCUCCGUUUCGUUUAGGUGGCACUGGGAAAGGUGGCGCCCAUUUUUCCAAUUCUCAAGAUGGAGAGGCUGGCUUGAACGAUUCAAGCAAAGAUGAUGCUUAUUGUCAUGGAAGCGAUCAUGAUAAUGAUAAAUACGAUAAUUCAUAUUAUAAUAAUUAAAAUUAGUGUAAAUAUGUUUAAGACUUGCAUUUAUGAAAAAAAAUAUCUGUAUGUUUGA